GUUUUCCGCGCGGGAGAUGCAAGCGCGAGAAGUUGUUCAUUUUAAGAGUCGCCGCCAGUAAGAUAACCAUUUUUUGACGAUCACCACGGGGUUAACAUGCCCUGCGAGAGAAAGCCAAUUCGCUAUGGCCAUUCAGAGGGCCACACGGACGUCUGCUUCGAUGAUGAGGGAAGGUGUAUAGUGACCUGCGGUAGUGACGGUGAUGUCCGCGUAUGGGAAGGUUUAGACGAUGAUGACCCCAAAUCCAUAAACGUUGGGGAGAAAGCCUACGCUGUGGCUUUGAAAAGUGGGAAGUUGGUUACAGCGGUUUCUAAUAAUACGGUUCAGAUUCAUACAUUCCCUGAUGGAGAUCCUGAUGGAAUACUUACACGUUUCACCACAAAUGCAAACCAUGUCACUUUCAACUUCGCAGGCACAAGAGUUGCUGCUGGAUCUAGUGACUUCAUGGUGAAGGUGAUUGAGGUGAUGGACAGCAGCCAGCAGAAAGCUCUCCGGGGCCAUGCUGCUCCUGUGCUCAGCGUGGCCUUUGACCCCACUGACGAGUUUCUUGCCUCGUCCAGCUGCGAUGGCUCAGUAGCAGUGUGGUCUUUAGAAAACCAGACUCAAGUGGCGAAUUGGGCGGUGCUACAGAAGAGCAGUGAUGUUAGCAAUGCCAAGUCUCUGUGCAGGCUGGCUUGGCAGCCGCAUUCCGGACAGUUUCUAGCGGUUCCGGUAGACACAACUAUCCAGCUGUAUGAGCGGGGCUCCUGGACUCAUGUCGGUACCCUCUCUGAUGACCUCCUCACCCAGGUUGUUAACGUGGUGGUGUGGUCGCCGUGUGGGAAGUUCCUGGCAAUGGGUUCGGUUGGAGGGGACCUUGCUGUGUGGGACAUUGAAGCCAAGCUGUGCAUUGAGAGACAGAAGCAUGAGCGUGGCUACACUGUGUGUGCUAUGGCCUGGCAUCCCUCUGGAGGCCAGAUUGCUUACACAGACACAGAGGGUUGUCUGGGUCUGCUGGAUGAAGUCUGUGUGCCCUCAUCAGCCUCCAGCAGCAGCAAGAGCGCCAAGACUGCAGCAAGCAAAGAGUCAAAGGACUAUGACGAUCUGUUUGAUGAAGAUGAUGGUGGUGUUCAUGUGCUGGAUGAAUGCGUGAGUGACUCCCGCUCACCUGCAAAGAGUGCUGUCAUGGAGGAUGACGAUGAUCUCAUGCCAGCCACCAGCAGACCACGGAACAGAGGAGCCUUCCUUGAUGAUGACGAGAAUUCUCAAGACACGGCUUCAGUGAAGGCAGACGGGUUUGUAGAGGAAGACGGCGUUGGCACUGUCCUCUCAACUGCGGUGCCAGCUGUCACCCGUCCAGCCUACGACGGGCCCAUGCCCACCCCACCCCAGAAAGCCUUCCAGCCAGGCUCCACGCCUGGCCACCUCAUGCACCGCUUCAUGGUGUGGAACUCUGUGGGUAUCGUGCGGUGCUAUAACGAUGACCAGGACAACGCUAUUGAUGUGGAGUUCCACAACAGUGCUGUCCACCAUGCCAUGCACCUCACUAAUACUCUGGAGCACCGCCUGGCCGACCUGUCGCACGAGGCCGUCCUGCUCGCCUGUGAGGGAACUGAUGAAGUUGCGAGCAAGCUCCAGUGUCUUCACUUCUCCUCGUGGGACACAAAGAAAGAGUGGAUGGUGGACCUCCCCAAAGGCGAGGACAUCAGGGCCAUCUGCCUGGGCCAGGGCUGGGCGGCGGCUGCCACCAGUUCCCUGUUUGUGCGCCUCUUCUCUAUCGGUGGCCUGCAGAGGGAGCUGCUGAGCCUCCCAGGCCCUGUGAUCUGCAUGGCGGGUCACGGGGAGCAGCUCCUCAUAGCUUACCACAGAGGUACUGGGUUUGAUGGCGACCAGGCCCUGGGAGUGCAGCUGUUGCAGCUGGGUCGAAAGAAAAGGCAGGCCAUCCACGGGGAACCACUGCCUCUCUCCCGCAAGUCCUACCUGGUGUGGAUGGGGUUCAGUGCAGAGGGGACGCCGUUUUGUGUGGAUUCCGAAGGCAUAGUACGCAUGCUAAAUCGAUCUCUGGGAAACACAUGGACUCCUGUGUGCAACAUACGAGAGAGCUGUAAAAGCAGAUCAGACCACUACUGGGUGGUCGGCAUCCAUGAAAACCCUCAGCAGCUCAGGUGUAUCCCCUGUAAAGGUUCCCGAUUCCCCCCUACACUGCCCCGCCCUGCUGUAGCCAUCCUGCCUUUCAAACUGCCUCUCUGCCACACCAGCACAGAGAAAGGUCAGAUGGAGGAGCAGUACUGGCGCUCAGUCAUCUUCCAGAACCACUUUGGCUUCCUGUCCUCCAGUGGCUAUGAGGUGGAUGAGGAGAAGCAGAAGCAGAUGGAGAAGGCGCAGCAGGAACUGCUGAUGAAGAUGUUUGCUCUAUCAUGUAAGCUGGAACGAGAGUUUCACUGUAUGGAGCUGGCGGAGAUGAUGACCCAGAGCGUGGUGACACUGGCCAUCCGUUACGCCUCCCGCUCCAGACACAUGCUUCUGGCCCAGAAGCUCAAUGAGCUCGCGCUGGAGAAAGCCAGUCACCUGCAAGAGGAAGAGGAAAAUGAGGAGGAGCAGGAAGAGGAGGCAGCCUAUUGCAGGACAGUACAGAGUGCAGGGUUUAACCAAGCCAGUGAAGCAUCCCAAAAUUCUAGCUAUAGACAAGUGCAAGAAAACUGUGAAGAGGAAGAUGAUGUACAGGAAGAACCAAUGGAAGCAGAGGAAGGAGCUGAUGGCAAGAAUCCCUGUGUGAACCCUUUCAGUAAAGGAGGAAGAUCACCUGAGAGGCCUUCCUUGAAAGCAGUCAGCAAAGAAAGCCGUGUGAAUCCUUUUAAGGUCUCUGGAGCAGGAAGGUCAACCAGAUCCCCUGCAGGGCAGCCCCGAGUAGCUAACGUGCUGGACACCAUGACCAGUAGGAGACCCUCACUGUGCAGCUCCAUAAAACAGAGCAAGACUGCAGUGCUGAAGCCCCUGGCACCCAAAGCCAGGUCCAAGACGCAGGCCACUCUGCUGCAGAUGAGUGCACCGAAAGGAGCUGGCAAGAAGCAGGUGGAAAAUGAGGUGGAGAAACAGACAGUGCAGAAGCUUCCAGCAACAGCUGGAGGUGGUGUAGAAAGCGUGAGACAGAAGACAGGCUUCCAGCUGUGGCUCGAGCAGAACCGGAAGAGCAUCCUUGCUGACCGUCCAGAUCUGGAAGAGACUGAGAUCAUCAAAGAGGCUAUGGGCCGCUUCCGCACCCUCUCAGCUGACGAGAGACUGAGCUGGACAGAGAGAGCGAAAGGCAUGUCUGGGGAGGUUGUAGACCUCAAGAAAAGGAAGCGAGUGGACGAGGAAAAAAAAGAGGUGGACGUGCAGCUGGAGACCAAUGCAAAUGAUGCAAAAAAGAGAAAACCUCUGGACACAUCAGCCAAGCUCUCUGCAUUUGCUUUCAGCAAGAACUGACUUCAGUUUAAUACUGAGGGCUUUUUUUUUUUUUUUAAAUGCUUGUUUUAAAAAUCUGGAAUGUCUUAUAAAAUAUACACACCUAAUAAGUCUCAAAAGAACAAGUAAGCCUUUGUGUUCUAUUCUUUAUAAAUGCUUCUUGAACAAGACAGUUUGCAGUGAGUAUGUAAGACCAUUAGUAAUGCUUGAAACAUGUUGAGUUUCUUGUCAGCUCAAUCUGGAGUAUAACGCAGCUUUUUUUAUUAUUAUUAUUUUUUUUUUUUUAGUAAAAUGUUCAUAUUGUAAUGUUUGUGCCCCUGGGGUCAUAUCUAACAGGUGUAAUGUCAGUGUUUGGUGCUUGUACAUAUUAUUUUUUAACU
Molecule: messenger RNA, 3803 nt
Organism: Electrophorus electricus (electric eel)
Lineage: Eukaryota; Metazoa; Chordata; Actinopteri; Gymnotiformes; Gymnotidae
Gene: wdhd1
Product: WD repeat and HMG-box DNA binding protein 1
Biological process (GO): DNA repair; mitotic cell cycle; DNA-templated DNA replication
Cellular component (GO): nuclear replication fork
Molecular function (GO): DNA binding; protein binding; chromatin binding
Source: RefSeq, a predicted model, not a curated record